AUGGGUGAUGAUUUAUGGAAAAUACCGGAAGUGAUCAAGACCUUGGACAUUCCAGUUGAUUCUGCAGUUAGAUUAAAAGUGAAAAUUCCAAUCGGCGAUGUUCUUGGACUGGUGUGGACUGGAUACUGGACUGUUUUGAAUACAGCUCAAGGGCAAUUUGAGUUAAAAUGUGAGGAAACCAGUUUGUGUCCGUGGAAGUUGCUGGCUCAAGUAGACACUAAAUUCAUUGGAGAGGGACAGACUCCAGAGUUGAACUUCAGAAAUGAAAUUCAGUUUUCACAAAGAAUGAAAUCUUGGAAAUUGAGUCCAAUUGAUCAGGGUAGAAAGUAUAACAAGAUUGAGCUGAAAUUGAUUCGGAAGUCGGCAUGUGGAAUUCGUCAAGAGAAUUAUAUCAAUUUUGAUGUCCAUAAUAAAUGGCUCGAUGCGAGGAUUUGUUCGAACGAUGGUAGUAUGAAGGUUUACGCUAAUUCUGGGGUGCUUGCCCUGAAUUCGUCAGUUUUGAGAAAACACUUUGAAGAGAAGGGGAUUCUGAAUGACAUCAUAGUUCCAUCGAGUUUGUUUCCGGCAUUAAGAAAACUUUUGAACUUUCUUCAUCCUCCAUUCUCAAUUGAAAAGGAAACUGUUGGAAAAGUUCUUGAGUUGGCACAGCAUUGGGAAAUGCAUCAAGUUCUCUCGAAAUACGAAAGUUUUCUUAUCAAACAUCGUUCGUAUGGUCAGGAAGCAACGGUUAAAAAUAUCAAGUUAGAAGAAGUUCUAUGGAAUGACGCUCGUUGUGUGUAUACACUCCUUCAAGAAAACUGCUUCAGCACAUGGACUCGUGCAGCAAUAUUCGAGUUCAUUCUGGAGAUCGAAGACGAAGAUUUUGAAGAAAACGAAGAAAAUGAUGAGGAAGAAAGUGAGAAUGAAGAUGAUGGUUACAGCAUUGACAGUGACGAUGGAGUUGGUGAUCUGUUGAAUAUUUAA
This is a messenger RNA of Caenorhabditis briggsae, 963 nucleotides long. The coding region runs from base 1 to 963 and encodes 320 amino acids. The record is from RefSeq and is a predicted model, not a curated record. Gene Ontology annotation, molecular function: protein binding. NCBI's taxonomy places the organism in Eukaryota, Metazoa, Nematoda, Chromadorea, Rhabditida, Rhabditidae. The transcript has 3 exons.